This is a messenger RNA of Salvelinus namaycush (lake trout), 3089 nucleotides long. RefSeq names its product iduronate 2-sulfatase-like. The transcript is spliced from 9 exons. Bases 151 to 1836 code for a protein of 561 amino acids. Gene Ontology annotation, molecular function: iduronate-2-sulfatase activity. The record is from RefSeq and is a predicted model, not a curated record. NCBI's taxonomy places the organism in Eukaryota, Metazoa, Chordata, Actinopteri, Salmoniformes, Salmonidae.
GAUAUUUCAGUACACACGACGCGAUCAAUGUUUUGACACAGUCAUUAGUAGUCGCGUGUGUGUAUAUGUCCAUGCAAUACCCUUAUAGACCAUGCACGAGCUUCAUUAGCUUAACAUUUUCUUAGCUUUGAGAAGCUGCGUUGCCUCACGAUGUCUCUGUCUGUCCAGAAAUGGGUUUGCGUCCUGAUUCUGUGUAUGUUCUCUCAUGACGUUGUUGCAAAAACAGUUAGGCGCAACGUUCUCUUCAUCAUGGCUGACGAUUUGAGACCAACAUUAGGAUGCUACGGGGAUCCUAUUGUAAAGUCCCCAAACAUUGAUCAACUUGCCUCUAAAAGUAACGUCUUUCUCAACGCAUAUGCCCAGCAAGCAGUGUGUGGACCAAGUCGAACCUCCUUGCUAACAAGUCGUAGACCUGACACAACCCGGUUAUAUGACUUUAACUCCUACUGGAGAGUGCAUGCGGGGAACUACACCACUCUCCCUCAGUACUUCAAGUCAAAGGGCUACACCACCAUGUCGGUUGGAAAGGUUUUUCACCCAGGCAUAGCCUCUAAUCACUCGGAUGAUUACCCGUACAGCUGGUCUGUACCUCCUUAUCAUCCUCCCUCUUUCAAGUAUGAAAAUAUGAAGGUUUGCAAGGGCAGUGAUGGCAAACUGCAUGCCAACCUGCUGUGCUCAGUUAAUGUGUCUGAAACCCCUCUUGGGACACUGCCAGACAUGGAGAGCACAGAGGAGGCCAUCAGGCUGCUCAAGUCCACAAGGGAUUCUGGCAAGAAUUUCUUUCUGGCUGUUGGAUUCCACAAACCUCACAUUCCCUUCAGAAUCCCACAGGACUUCUUGACACUCUAUCCCCUGGAUAAGAUGAGCCUGGCUCCAGACCCUGACGUUCCUAAAGGCCUCCCCAGCGUGGCCUACAAUCCCUGGACUGACAUCAGGAAAAGGGAAGAUGUCCAAGCUCUAAACAUCAGCUUCCCAUACGGGCCAAUCCCAAAGGAUUUCCAGCUCCAGAUUCAACAGCACUAUUAUGCGUCUGUGUCAUACAUGGACUCCCAAGUGGGUCGGUUGUUGAAUACUCUGGAUUAUCUUGGCCUGGCUGAAGACACUGUUGUGGUCUUUACAUCUGACCAUGGCUGGUCACUUGGGGAGCAUGGAGAAUGGGCCAAAUACAGCAACUUUGACGUGGCCACUCGCGUUCCACUAAUGUUCUACGUAGCAGGUAUGACUGCAGUCCGUCCUUGGCCAGAGGACGAGACCUUCCCCUACAUGGAUGUGUUUGGCCCAACACCACAUCGCUUCACACAAGGAGGAACAGUGAGCAACGUGAACGAGCUGCUAGACGUCUUCCCCACUGUGUCUGUCCUGGCUGGGCUGAAGCCCCCGCUCCCCUGUCCCGACAACUCCUUCGACGUGGAGCUCUGCACCGAGGGACACGACUUGACCAACACCUUCAACAACGACAACAACAGAAAGAAGUCUGAUGGCAUUGCCUUCAGCCAGUACCCCCGGCCCGCCGACACCCCCCAGGAGAACUCAGACCUGCCCGACCUGAAGGACAUCCGGAUAAUGGGCUAUUCUCUACGCUCCUGGGACUAUCGCUUCACCGUGUGGGCGGGCUUCGACCCAGCUAGCUUCCAUGCUAACCUGUCAGACGUGCACGGUGGGGAGCUGUACCUCCUGGAGGAAGACCCAGGCCAGGACCACAACCUGUACAACAGCUCUGAGUACAGCCUGCUGCUCUGCAAGCUGGGCCUGGGCCAGCAGCAGCCCUGGGCACAGACCCUCAAACAACACCUCCUAUACCUCACUGCAGGGACUAAAUCUAAAGGGAUGGCAUGAUGCUUUGUGUAAUGAACUAUUUAGGAGGGAAGAUCUUUAUUUUUGCUGUGUUCAUAAGGGAUGUUUCCAUUCUAGGCAAGUGCCUAUUACUAGAUUGUUUCAGCUUCUAUUGGCACUUUAGGUAGUUAACCAUUAGCGUAUGGUUAACCUACAAUACAGGGUUUUUAGGUGUAGUCAUUCUCUUAGCAGUUCAGGUUUCUGAAUGUCGAUGGUGAAUUUCAAUGGCAAGAAUUUGACACCAGCUCUAAAUCGAACAUAACCAGUGAACAGGGAUCUAUUGGAGUUAUCAGUAGGCUAGGUUUGAGAUCAGUAGACUUAUUUUUCAAGCAUAAGGUAUGUUUUCCUAAUGUACUGUAACAAACUGUGAUGGUGAAAUGUGUAUAAUAUAGGGAAAGAUCAUUAGGGUCAACAUGGAGGUGUUGGUGAACAUGCUGAACUGUAAAACUAUCCACGUUCAUACUUUGCACACAGAUACUUUUUUGAAACAUGUACAAGUAUGAAUUUCUAAAAUGUAUUCAAUCCAAAUAAUCAUGUCUCUUUUUUGGGGGGGAUAUUCUUGUCAAUGUACAGUAGAAGGAAAAUACUGGGGUGCAUCCUUGGGGAGCACCCAUGUGUUCAGCACCAGCAGACAGGCUUCAUUGCGAGCUGGGCUGGAAAAUUCCAGUCUUGUUUUUUGCAGUCUGAAAGUGAGGUCAGGCCAGUUGGAGAUGGAUCCAUGGGCUGAUUGAAGCUUAUUUUAAUUGCUCGCGCCAAAGGGGAAUUUCAUUUGUGCUCCAACUUUAUCUGUGAUUUUAAUUCUCUUUCAACUCCUGUUUCCAAGUUCUGCUAGAGAAUGUUCCCCAGUUAGGUUUCUUCCCCUGUGAAUGAGGCAGUGUCUUUCAGCUCCCAGACAGUGCUAUCUGGAGAGAAUGUGCAACUCCUCAAACAUAUUGUCCAAAAGUAAUUAUUCUUACUACUCAACUAGUCCUAUAUACAAAUGUGUAAUCUUCACUACUUAUUUCGUAAGAGUGGAUCUACUGAAGAAAUUUAAGGUAGCGCAUACACUAAAAUAGGUUUAUUUGACUUUAAUCUGUCAGGCACUGACACUCAACCUUGAGUUACACCACCAUCCCGAUGUGAAAUGACGGGAGAGCUUCACUCACACAGGAGUGUUAUUACCCUGAAGUAGACAAUGUGACCUAACACUGAUAGACAAUGGGCAUUAACCAUGCAAACCUGUUAAUAUGAUUAAACAAGGAAUCAAUGUGGACGUG